GUGUGGGGGGCUGCGGGCAGGAAGUCCCUGGGAACUACAAAUUGAGGCAUGCUGGGAGCAUUCCCACGCCCCUCCCAGGAAAUGUCCUUUGUCCAGCCGAACAGGAAGCCCCAGUAAGGAGUCAGCCCGCGGCGGCCGCUGCAGCCGCUGCACUAGGGCAGGAGCUCUGCCACCCGUGCAGCUGCGGGGCACUGGCUGCUCAGCCUCGCCUUUUCUUCCUUCUCUUCGUGUCCUCCUUCUCCUUCUCCUCCCUCCGCCGCCUCCGCUCAGCUUCUGAGAAAAGAUUCCCAUCUCCCAGGAAGCAGACUUGCAGGUGUUAGCAAGCCAAAGGAAUCACUCAUUGCAUCUAAGAGUGGAGGACACAGGAAUCUCUGAUCAAUUCCUGGCCUGGUUUUCCCGGAUGGAACAAGAGGAAGAACUGGGUGUGUCUGAACUCCAGGACUCAGGGGACAGGGGGAUGGGCUCAGAUAUCGAGGACUCGGAGGAGAGGGGGAUGGGUUCAGACCUGCAGUACAUGGAUGAGAGAGAGGACGACUCGGAGGAGAGGGAGGUGGGCUCGGACCUGCUGGACGAGAAAUACAGAGAGGAGGACUCAGAGGAGAGGGAGAUGGUGACAGACAUCUACACAGCAGAUGACAGGCUGCUCAGUGAGGAAGAAGAGGCAGCCCUCCGUGAGGAAAAUGAAGAUGAUGUGGAAGAUCCUGAGGUGGUUGAGAUGGGGAUGUUCUCAGGACUGUCUGAGUCAGAGAGCAUAACCCAGAGUCCCAGGGAGGAGGAUGAGAGUGCUGGAGAGAGCCGACUAGAGGAGGAGGAAGAGACCCCCACCCUGCCCUGGAGGAGACGCCUCUCCGUAGGGAAGUGCCACCGAGAGGGCAAGUCUGUUCAGCGCCGUUUCCAUCAUCUCCAUCACCCAAUGGCUGUAGACUUUGGGGAGCUCAAUAGCUUGAUGGCCAGCAUCAUGGAAGCUCCCACCAUCUGUUCAGAUUGUGGCGAAAGCUUCAGCCCAGGCACAGCCUUUAUUCAGCACCAGCGCAUGCAUCGCCUGGCCCAGGCGGCUGCCGUGGCUGGUGUCCAGCCUUAUGGCUUUGCUACAGAAUGUGGGGGAGUAGUAGGGAUGGUGGGGCUGGGAGGUACAGGGACCUUGGGCUCUGUAUUGCCCCGGACCCCAGGAGAGAAGCCAUACCGAUGUGGAGAAUGUGGUAAAGGAUUCAGCCGCAAUACGUAUCUAACAAACCACCUACGCCUGCAUACAGGCGAACGCCCCAACCUGUGUUCUGACUGUGGCAAGAGCUUCAGCUGGCGUGCAGACCUGCUCAAACACCGGCGUUUGCACACAGGGGAGAAACCUUACUCGUGCCCUGAGUGUGGGGAGGCCUUCAGUCUCAGCUCGCACCUUCUGAGCCAUCGGCGGGCCCACGCUGCAGCUAAUGGAGCUGGGGCAGCGGUGUUGCGACCGUUUGCUUGUGGGGAGUGUGGUAAGGGUUUCAUGCGGCGCUCGCAUCUGGCCAACCACCAGCGUAUCCACACUGGUGAGAAGCCACAUGGAUGCGGUGAGUGUGGCAAGCGCUUCAGCUGGCGUUCAGACCUGGUGAAGCACCAGCGUGUGCAUACAGGAGAGAAACCCUACAUGUGCUCUGAAUGUGGGGAGACGUUCAGCGUCAGCUCCCACCUCUUCACCCACAAGCGCACUCACUCAGGUGAGCGCCCCUAUGUCUGCAGUGAGUGUGGCAAGGGUUUUGGGAGGAACUCACACCUGGUGAACCACCUCCGGGUGCACACUGGGGAGAAGCCCUUUGGUUGUGCAGAGUGUGAGAAACGCUUCAGUGACUUCUCUACCCUCACCCAACACCAGCGCACCCACACUGGGGAAAAGCCCUAUGCCUGCGUGGAGUGCGGCAAGAGCUUCAUCCAAAGCUCCCACCUCAUCCGCCACCGCCGCAUCCACACUGGAGACAAGCCGCACAAGUGCGCCACCUGUGGGAAAGGCUUUCGCUACAAAACCCACUUGGCCCAGCACCAAAAGCUGCACCUCUGCUAGGACUGGCAGGGAGUGAUGGGGGUGGGGGGCUGGGGAGGGGUGGAGUUAUUAGUUUGGGAGUAAACAUGUGAGGAGGGCACAUAUUCUUCUCCAAAAUGGGGAGUCCCUGAGAAUUGGAUAUUCUCUGGGUGGGCUUUUGGAGAAAAGUUGAGGGGUAAGGUGGAACCCAGAAAGUGUCUAAUGGGGACAUUGGAGGAAGAAGGGUGGAGUAGGGAUUUUUUUCUAGUAGUGUUACAAACAAUUUCAGGAGAUUUAUAAUUGUCUCUUUGCUCCUUCUCAUGAGAAAAGCAGUUGGAGUGAGCCACACAGUUAAGUCCUUACCAUCUUUACAAGUGCUCGUUUUAGGGUCACCAAGAAAGGGGAUGGUGGCUGAGGGGAGGGAAGAGAGUAUAGUAUUAAGAGGGAAGGAGUGGAAAUAGGAUGACAGCAAUUAGGGUCUUAGGGAAGUGUGUGGUUAGUACUGAGGAGAAGGGAGAGAGAGAUAAAACUGUAGGGAGGGAAAUAGGAGGCAAGGGUUUCUUUCCUGGUUUAGGAGCCUCCUGUGACAGGUGCUCUAAUUAAUGGUCUUUCUCCUCAGGACCUACAAACCCUUUCCCUUCAGGAGCCAAGGAAGGCAAGGUGUCCCAUCAGGAAUGUGGAAGGGAGAAUUGUAUUUUCUCCACCCGUCCCCUUUUUCUCUGGGCCAUAUUUAGCUGCUAUUUUGAGGCUUCCAGGGGAUCUGGGGUGGUAAGUAGCACAUUUCAAGAGAGAAGUAGCUUCAGAGAAGGAGCCACUUCAUUCAGCUUCCAUAGCCAGCCCAGCUUUUGCUUCCAGUUUUCUGGUAUCCUCACCUGGUCCUCAUUAAAGCCUUCUCUCUACCCCAUGUACCAAAUAUUCCCCCUUCUGUCCUGGAGUUUGAGUGCUAGGUCCGUGAUUUAUAUUAGAUCAUACGUGUGUAACUUUAAAUGAAAGGGAAAACAGCCCUAGUCUGGAACUGUGCGGUUGUUUCUCUCAGUACAGUGUCCUGCUUGUUUCCCAGGUAAAUCCAGAUGCCAUUUUCCACUCACUUUGCUGGCCCCCUCUGAGGCUCCCAGGGGAGCAAAUACACUGAGUCCAUUGUCCUUUGGUUCCUCUCUCAUUUUGCUUCUCACUUACUGCUUUCUUCACUUGAAGGCGAAGGAGAAACACUGAAUCUUCAGCCUCUCUCCAAUCCAGCUUUUCUCUUGUUAGUUCACAGAAGAAAUAUAGAGGGUGUCCUCUAAAAGAAAACUUUGUUCAUGGUACCCACAGUGGGCAGUGAUUGGGAAAAGUAUAAAUGCAAAAACUUACCUAGCACUAGCAAAGACUGCAUCCUGUAGGUGCUGAUAAGAAUACCAAAUAGCACUUUUAUCCUUAGAAAGGUGCAUUAUCAUUUUUAUUAUUAUAGCCAUUCAUCACACUGCUUAUAAGAUCCAUCAGUAUUAUGGCCCCAGUCAAAAACUGAUCUCGAGAGAGGCAUGGGAGUAUCAAAUAGGUCUAAUCUGGCCUCUGUGCUAAUUGGGACAAUUAAUUGUUGCCUAGUUCAAGGGUUUUUUCUAAAUUCCUACUUGUUUGGAAAAAUCUAGUGCUGCUCUAGAAAGGAACAGGGAGAGUAUUCCCUCUUUUGUAAGACUAACCUCUGUUAGCCAUGUGUUAACACUAAAGGAUUAUGGAUCAAGGGUGCUGUGCUAGAGUCCACCCUUCUACCUCCCCUUCCCCAGAAAAACCUUUAGAAUGGGAACAAGUAAGAAAGUGGGGCUUUUGAGCCAGUACCCUGUAUCUCCAUGGACCUGCCUCACAGACUCUUAGGUUUGGCAAUUCCAACCUGGAGGGAAGGAAGCGCCAAGAUUGUUGUUUUUACCCUUUACGCUCUUGGCAAAGGUUAUCUGAAGAUUUCCUUAGAAUUAAUAUGGGCAGUUCUAUCCCAGGAGAACUUUGGGGGAACUAUAGGAAAAAAAAGGCAUGUCUACACUGCUACAAACAAAACAAAAAAACAUCAACUUAAAAGGUAUUUCAUUUUUAAUUGAAUUCUGUUGAGAAUUGUGAUCUGUUGCACAUGCCCUGAUGACUUUGUUCCACUUGGGUCUCACAAAUGCAAAUGAACAUUUGAAUUAUGAAUGUAGUUUUAGAAGGGAUUUUUUUUUCAAAAAACAAAACAAAACUAGGGGAUAAUAAAAGCAAAAGAGGUGUCCAGUGAUUAUCUUGACUUAACAGUCUAAAUUUAUAGCUUUAAGGGGAAAAAACUUCUGGAUGCCUCUUGGCUACAUUGUUUAUUACUAUUUAAUAACAGGCCCUCUUGAUCAUGGGCCAUUUCUCCAGUUUGGGAAAUCAAACUAGCUCUUUGCUUUUUUGCCUUUAUAUAACAUUAACUUCUCUGAAAGUCAAAAGAUCAACUCCUUUCUCUGGGAAUUUUUUUGGGGUGGGGAGUGGCAGGGCAGAGGGAAUAGAUUGGAAAUUUAUCAUUGAAAUAAGUUGGGGAGGAGGUUGCUUUAGAAUCUCAUUUACCUGUACUUCUUUGUCUCAUUCCCACAGAAAAGAGCCAGCUACAACUCAAAUGCUGUUUUGCCCUACUUUAAGUAAACAAAAGAUUUUAACCAAAAGGGGUGGGGUAGGGUUGGGGUAGGGGGCAGGGACAAAGGUGUAAUAACUGCUUCUCUCCUGAUUGAUUCUAUUUUAUGAUCGAUGGAACCUUUCAGGAACUCAUGUGUAUAGAGUAUGCUUGUAUUCGGUUCUCCCAAAGUUUUCAGUUUUAUGUCUCUAGUUUUCUUUUAGAAUGUUCUUACCCUCUCUGUGGCACCCUUGAAUGUGUUAAGCAGUAUGAAAAUAAUUAUUAUCCAUCAAUCUAUUUGUCACCACAGGGUCAAUUUUUUUAAAAUCUGGAUUCUUUAGGAAUUUAGUCAAGUAGUUUUAAUUGAGAUUAAGUUUUUUCAAAGCUCGUGCAUGGAUUUGGAAACAAACAAGAUGAGAAUUUCUGCCAGUACUCUAAGCCCGCCCGGAGCUGUUGCAUAGCCCCUCUGUGGGAUCUCUCCAGCUUCAUCAGAGGCUAUGCAUGUGUCAUUUAAAUUAAGAAUUUGUUUUUUAAGACAAUCUGAACUGUAAUUUUUGAACUUGUGCACAUUUGAAUGCAGUGUAAUUUGUGAAAAUGAUAAUUUAAAGAAUUUCAGGAUAACAGAUUUUGUGUUGCGGAUGGGGUGGGGUGGGGGGCAUGGAAUUCCCUUACUGUUUUCAGGUUGUUUUUUAUUUAAUAAUUGUUUUCUGGAUAAUGUUCUGGUAUUUGGCUACCAGUACAAUGUAUUUGUCAUUAAAUUCGUAAGAUGUUGA
Messenger RNA from Trichosurus vulpecula (common brushtail), 5356 nucleotides. RefSeq names its product zinc finger protein 697 (gene ZNF697). NCBI's taxonomy places the organism in Eukaryota, Metazoa, Chordata, Mammalia, Diprotodontia, Phalangeridae. Bases 401 to 2038 code for a protein of 545 amino acids. The transcript is spliced from 4 exons. Gene Ontology annotation, biological process: negative regulation of transcription by RNA polymerase II. Gene Ontology annotation, molecular function: DNA-binding transcription repressor activity, RNA polymerase II-specific. The record is from RefSeq and is a predicted model, not a curated record.